UCGCGGUGCGCACUUUGUGCUUCAUCUGUCCGUCAUACCAGAUCGCACAAUCGGUCCCGAUACGCACGCCAACUCUGUCGCAUUUUCCCCCGCACUGCGUUUGUAACUGUACCAGAUCGGUUGCACUCGUGUGUCGUUUCCCCGCGUCCCCGCUGGAACUUUUUGACAAGUUGGACUCUUCUUUUACGCGGCAGCGCACAGCUCGCAGGGUCCAAAGAUGCCGCUGUCGGAGUUCCGCAAGAAAAAAUUACUCUUCGUCUUUAACGCUUUCUUCGAUGUUAAUCAAAGUGGCACCAUCGACAUGAAGGACAUUGAUCUCGCCGUGCAACGAAUCUGCAGCUCGAGGCAUUGGAAGUUAGACGAUGCCAAAUCGCAAUACAUUAGGGACACUUUGACAAAAGUUUGGGAAGGACUGCAGCAACGCGCCGACGAGGAUCAGGACGGACAGAUCAGUCGAGACGAGUGGUACUCGAUGUGGGAAGAGUACGCGAAAGAUCCGGCAAAUGCGCUCGAAUGGCAACAAACAUAUAUGAACUUUAUGUUCGAUCUCGAGGACUCUUCCGGUGACGGAUCGAUCGACGAGACCGAAUUCAGCAAGGUGUGCGGCUGUCACGGCAUCGAGGAGGCCGAAGCACGCGAGGCGUUCAAGAAAUUGGAGGUGGGUCAGGAAGUGACUCGCGAGAAAUUCGCCGAUCUGUGGAAGCAAUAUUUCUGCUCCGACGAUCCGAACGUACCUGGGAACUUUAUAUUCGGAAAGACUUCAUUCUAACUUCUUCGCCACACCGUGUGAGAUUGAAGACGCGCGAAUAUAAUAUAUAUAUUAUAAAUAUAUAUAUACAUAUAUUUUCGUCGUUACGACAGAUUAUUAUUUUAUGUAAGUGUAUAUGACUCGCUAAAGAGAUAGACGCAGUUCUGUAUCUACUAGUUAAAAUUCUAUUUCGUUUACUGCUCUCCCGUGUAAUCAUAUACCGAAAUAAUGAAUAUAAUUAUAAUUAAACGAUCGAGAAAACUUUGCAUUAGCCUCCUGUUCUUCGUCGCCGCUUUUUCCGUAACAGCUGUGUUUGAAUUUUCAUAAUCGCGACGUGAUUCCGGCCGGAUAAUGCACAACUUUACUUUACUAAACGUCAGGCUAUUUUGCAGUUCUAUUCACCACGUUGUACUAGGUAUUUUUAUUGUAUGUGCGAUUGAUCGAUACGCAACAAAAAACACAGAGUUAACAGUAUCUCGCAAAUCUAGCUUGCAGCUUUUUCUUUCAUUACUGCUCUAUGUAAUCCAUUGUUCCUUUGAUGGUAUUUGCAACGAUUUCGUGGACUGCCAAUCCCAAAACUAUCCGGGCUCUGCAUUUUAAACAAUCGCCACGGCCAAAAUAUUCCGAACGAUCUGUCAAAGGCGUGUUAAUUUUUUAUUUGCAAAGCUUUCUAAAUAUUUCACAGUACGGGCACGUGUUAAUGAUUCGAAUUAAGUAUCUAUCUUUAUGGCGCAUAUCGAUCCAUCACCGCCGAAGAGCUAAUUAUGCCGCAUAGUGUGUAAAUAAACGCCCUUGCAAAUUAUAAAAGUGAUUACGCUGUUUCGAUACGUGAAGAGACGAAAAGAGGCGGUCGGCAAUCGAGGUGGUUUUUUUUUCGCGUUGCAUAUAUUUAUUUAUAUUCCCGGCGCGGUUUAGAAGGAGGGCAGUCGAUCGUAAAUCCGUGAAAAUCUCUCUCUCGUUUUGCCGAUCUCGUUUCGCAAAACGGAUCGGAUUAUUAACAAUAUUCGAUUGUAAAAUUUGCCGAAACUGAUUGGCAUGUGGUGCUGAGAGAGCGAGAUUUCUCUCUGGCCCGCGCAAGAUAUUUUGAGAACCGAAAACAAACGGUGCUCGCACCAAACGUGCGCACCUCUCUACGCAGCUCCGGUAUUUUUUUACCAAAGUACCGUAACGUUCGCUCAUUUCACAGUAUUUCGUUACCCUUUAAUUUUCUCUAGACUCUUGUACGUAAAACAAAAAAUCUUUUUUUCUCGUUUGAAUUGUUUCGCUGGCACAUUCAUAACGGCAAAACCAUGCUAUUUUCGUAUUGCUGAAAAGAAGGAUUUAAUUUCUACGGAAAGCGUACACGAUGUUUCGGGAAAAAAGCAACUAUGCGGCGAAAACGUGAAGGAGAUCGAUAAACGCAUGUUACUCGAUUAACAACUAUUCAUCGUGCAAUGAUGCGCGAAAUUGUUGUUAUAUUGCGUUGCAUUGUAAAUCAUACUGCAUACAUCUGUGUGUCGAACGAGAGGAUUAAAUUUUAUGCAGACGAUCGUUCGAUCAGCUAGCGAUUAACUUCGCUAUAUUGAUUCUUCACCGGUAAUUGCUAUCGCAUUCUGUUAUAAAUUCGUGACGGGAAUUCCGAUGUAUGACCAAUUAUUAUUUGCGUCGCCAUAUAUAUAUAUCAAAAGAUACAAUCACGUCAAAUAUACAUUAUGAAAUUAAUGGUAGAUGUCUUUUGAAAAUUAUUAAUUGUCGUAAUAAUGGAUGUGCAUCGUAUUUCAGCAAUCAAAUUAUUUGCAGAAAAUGUGUACUUUAACGUUGAUUUCUAUCAGCAGAAAGCGUUUCAUUGAUGCAACUGACACAAUGUCACACUAGGGAAAUUAUAAUAUUUACGUUCAUUUUAAUUAUCGAUCACUGCCCGUGAAGAGACAAACAUAACAUAUAUCGAAACAGCAGAAUGUUCAAUCUACCGAGUGUGUAAAUAAUAAAUCACGACGAGUAUUUUCCGUACUUGUUAGAAAGUGGAUGUACUGAUAACAAUCGCUACAUUCUCGUCCGCCAUAAGUCCAUAACGAUUAUUAAACGAAUAUACGAUGCGGCUAUAAACUAGAGAGAAAUAUGAAUGUAAUGAAACACUCGUUGUCAAUUGAAAAUGUCCAGGCACGGAUUAAGCGACAUGUUUAAUUUUGUCAAAACAAUCAACAAGCAAGCGCACUUUCGUUAAUAAUUAUUAAACACUUUAUGUUUUACUUCCGCAAUUUUAAGUCGUUAUACGCUGUGGAGGUAAUUAUACUGGCAAAAUUUACAUAAUUUUCAAUCCAAGUAUUAUUACGCUACAAAAUUAUUCGUAAUUUAUUUAAAGCAAUUUCUUAUCAGUAGUUUUUCUUCAGCAAAAAUUAAAUUUGUUAUGAUAUUCUUUAUUCAAUCAUUUUACAAUUUUAAUAAAAAUUAAAAUUCAUGUAUUCUAAAAAAAAAUCGUAAGUUUCUUAACCUGUGCCUGCAAUAAUGUAUAUGGUUUCAUGUUGAAAGAAGUAUAACAUGUUUACCUGUUGUAAUAGGUAUGUACGUACUAUUCCUGUUCCUAUAAGAUGCAUAUAAGAAUAUGUUAUAUAAAUAUCACAGCAUGUCCCUAUACGUGAAAGAGAUCGACGAGAAAUAUAAAAUAUAUAUAUACUGUAAAAAAAUUAAAACUGCAUAUCCUUCUUUCGAUAAAGAUAUCCCCAGCCUUCUUAUCUUGGCAUAUUUAUAACGAGUAAGUUAUAUACACUGUACUGAUAUAAGUACGUAUAG
Messenger RNA from Linepithema humile (Argentine ant), 3517 nucleotides. RefSeq names its product Sarcoplasmic calcium-binding protein 2 (gene Scp2). Lineage: Eukaryota; Metazoa; Arthropoda; Insecta; Hymenoptera; Formicidae. The record is from RefSeq and is a predicted model, not a curated record. Gene Ontology annotation, molecular function: calcium ion binding.